Molecule: messenger RNA, 2007 nt
Organism: Candoia aspera
Lineage: Eukaryota; Metazoa; Chordata; Lepidosauria; Squamata; Candoiidae
Gene: VTI1B
Product: vesicle transport through interaction with t-SNAREs 1B
Exons: 6
Coding region: 105-800 (231 amino acids)
Biological process (GO): intracellular protein transport; Golgi to vacuole transport; retrograde transport, endosome to Golgi
Cellular component (GO): ER to Golgi transport vesicle membrane; late endosome membrane; SNARE complex
Molecular function (GO): SNAP receptor activity; SNARE binding
Source: RefSeq, a predicted model, not a curated record
CGCCCGUUGUCCCGGAAGUGUCUGUGGACAAUGGCGCCCAGGCGGUAGUUAGCUCAGUGCGGCGUCGAAUCGAAAAAAGCUGUCCGCUUCUGAUUCUUCGCGGGAUGGCGGACCGCAGCAUCGGCUCCUCGGCGCAUCUGGAGCGGCUGCACGAGAUUUUUCGGGGCCUUCAUGGGGAGCUGCAAAGCGUCCCGGAGAGGCUGCGCGGGAGUCUCGCGGUUGAGGAGAAAAAAAAGUUAAUGCGAGAAUUUGAUGAAAAACUAAAAGAAGCAAAUGAAACAUUACGGGAAAUGGAGGAAGAACUGAAAUAUGCCCCAGUGUCCUUUCGCAAUCAAAUGAUGGUCAAAAUUCGGACUUACAAAGGAGACCUUAGCACAUUCCAUAGGAAAAUGAAAAGUAUGGAUUUGGGAGCAGUUCCAAGUGCACGUGGGAAUUCAAAAUUUGGAAUCUUCUCUACAGAAAAUGAGCAGAGAACUCACAUGCAGUCUCAGAGGGUGUUACUGCUUCAGGGAACGGAAAGCUUGAACCGAGCCACUCAGAGCGUAGAACAUUCACACCAAGUUGCUGCAGAAACUGAUCAAAUUGGUAGCGACAUCAUUGAAGAACUCGGAGAGCAGCGUGAGCAGCUGGAACGCACUAAAGGCAGGUUAAUAAACACAGGUGAAAAUUUAAGCAGAAGUCGGAAGAUCCUACGUUCCAUGUCAAGAAGACUUACGACAAAUAAAUUGUUACUCUCUAUCAUCAUCAUCCUGGAAAUAGUCAUCCUGGGAGGUGUUAUCUACUACAAGUUCUUCGCCUAAGCCUUCAAGAGACGUGGCUUUUCUGCCUUCCUAUCUUCUAUCCACCGCAUAGACAAUCCUGGGCAACAGCUGUCUGACAUAGAUUGAAAAGGUGGAUUUUAUUCACUACAUUUAAGAGAUAAUGCUGGCUUGUGGUCAAUCUCAGCAUGUUCUUCUGAGAACAGUGCAGAGCUACUGGGAGGAAAUGUGGUUGGAGAAAAGACAAACCGUGAACUACAUUUGCAAAAUAAUACAAUAUUUGUUUAUGCUGAACAUAUUAACUUGUGACCCAGCGGUUUGAUCUCCCAACCGAAAAAAAUGAACAUUUCCAAAGCUGAGCAAAGACUUCAGAAUGUAGUACACUUGGUUUUUGUUCUGUUCGCUUGUAUAGCAGAUCAGCACAACUAUACAUAAUGCCCUUUGUGUGGUAUCUCCUGCCACUUGGGAGAUCCUAAAGCCGUACUUGCUCUUCACUGUCUGAUUCAUCUGGUGAACCAGGUGUUGGCAGAUUCUCAAAAACAAUGUGUGCUCCUUCUCUUGUCUGCCCAAAGCUUGUAGCAAUCACAUCUACUGCCAAACCAGCUGUUGCAUUCACUUCUUCCUGUGAAGGUCCAAGGAAUGGAUUUACUUCUACAAGGUCCAUAGCUGACAGCAGGCCUGAGAAAAUAAAGGCAGUGAGUUAUUUGGGAGCAAAAGACAGAAAUUUGCAGUAGUUUUAAAAGCAUCUCUUGAGCCAAAUGACAGCUCUGUCUCAUUACAUGUAGCAUCAAAAUCCAGUCUUCACCCUGACUUUUGUCCAAAGCAGCAACAAUUUCCAGUAGUUUUGUUUUUUAAAGGCUUUGUUGUUACCAGGAACAGAUGAAUGGUUUAAUGUUUAAAGUAUGAUAUAUGCCUUUAAAACUCCCUGACAGCUCUAAUUAAACUAUAUCAAGAAGAAAGUUGAAGAAGUUAUAAAACAAAUAUACAGGUAACAAAAGGGAGUAGUGAUGACAACUGUGGGAUAAACUGGGAACAGUGGCUUCUCUAAACAAGGUUAUGUUUCCAUAUAGCUUAUGCUAAAGUUUGGCAACAUAGCUUGUAAUUUUGUUUUGUUUUACUAAUGAGGAAAGAUAAAUUAGGUGGCAUCUGAAAGCUCGAAAGAACUUACUAUUGUCUUCUUCAGUCCAGGAUGCUUCUCAUGAAUCCUUGAAAGGGCGAGAGCGGAAUAAAAGGAUCUAAACUUCUACUA